AUGGGUGCACUGCAAUCCUCACCUGGUCAACCAGAAUACGUUGAUCUGGCUGAAAAGACGGGAUUUUCAUUUGAACAGAUUGGAGUCCUACAUAAAAGAUUCAAGCAGCUAAGCCACAAUGAAGACUUUCUGCAGAGAGAUCACUUCAACAAAAUUCCAGAUCUAGCACUCAAUCCUAUCCGAUCGCAGAUCAUAGAGGCCUUCUUUGACAGAAGAAACUUUCGGCAGAAUGGCGAGGGCACGGUUCAUGAGAUCGGCUUUGAGGAGUUCCUGCUGGUCAUGUCCCAUUUCAGGCCCCCGUCACUGCACAUUACAGAGGACCAGCGUGAGAGCGUCAGGAGGGACAAACUGAGAUUUUUAUUCAACAUGCAUGACACCGACAACGACGGGACAAUAACCCUCGAGGAAUACAGACAUGUAGUGGAGGAGCUGUUAUCUCUCAGCGAGGCACUAGAGAAGGACACGGCCAAAAGCAUAGCUGAUGCAGCUAUGUUGGAGGUGGCUAGUAUUUCAAUGGGCCACAUGGAACCUGAUGAAUUCUAUGAGGGAAUCACAUUUGAGCAUUUCCUCAAGUUGCUGAAUGGCUUUGAAAUUGAAUCAAGAAUGAACAUUCGCUUUUUAAAUAUGGACACAACAAACUUAUGUAAGUGAGGUUUGAACACUAAACUAUGCAGUGACUCGGGGAAACCUAUUGAGGAUGCAUAAUUAUGGAAUUAUGGUUUCACUAUAACAGUAACUAUCUGCUGUUUCCUACACCACUUUGUUGCUUGCACUGAAUAUAUGCCUUACUCAUGUAUAAAGAACUAUGCAAAUUCAAAGAAAAUAUGUAUACAACAGUGUAGUAAGAGUAGUUCAUUUGAUUUUAAGCAAUAACAUGAGAAAAUCACUGAAACAACAGUCCGCCUGUUAAUAGUUGGACUAAGCAAUAAUCAAAUAUCCUUGUUUGGAGUAGCAGACAGUAUGACGCUAUGCAUGCAACUAUGGAUGCCUGAAGAACCUUUAAAAAAAAUGUUAAUGUGAUAAAUCAAUAACUCUUAAUAAUCAGGGACUUAAAAGUAUGCCUUUUAAAUAUAUAUCUGUGUCUAAUAAUAGUAAAGCAAUAAGAUGAUAUGCCUUUUAU
Micropterus dolomieu (smallmouth bass) is the source of this 1120-nucleotide messenger RNA. It is a transcript of the gene tescb, whose product is annotated as tescalcin b. The record is from RefSeq and is a predicted model, not a curated record. Gene Ontology annotation, molecular function: calcium ion binding. Lineage: Eukaryota; Metazoa; Chordata; Actinopteri; Centrarchiformes; Centrarchidae. Bases 1 to 651 code for a protein of 216 amino acids. The transcript is spliced from 8 exons.